ACUAACACCAAUACUAAUACUGAUACAGCUACUACUGGAAAUACCCAAACAACAGGAACAGAAACUGGGGUCACAUAUAACCAAUAUGGGUUUACUGGAUCCCAAUCAGUAUGGGAACCAGACACUUUGACAACUGCUACAAAUUCCAAUUCCAACUCCAAUUCCAACUCAGUUUCUGGCUCUCAAUCAUCAUCAAAUUCACAAACUACACAUUCCAUAAAAGGUAAUAAAACUUCGUCUGCCAACAAAAUAAGCUAUGGAUUGGUCAGUAAAAACAUGAGUAUGAAAGAUCUCAUGAUCAUUGGAGGUGCCAUAGCUGCUGGAUCUGUUGUUAGUCUUUUGUAAGUACCAUGUUUCAUACUUUCUGUAUAUAAAACAAAUUAGAAACGUUUAGAGAUCGCCAGGAAGAAAAAAAAAAAAAAAUAAACAUCAAAAUUAUUUAUAGCGCGAAAUUUUUACAAAUGAGUAUAAUGUAACAGUAGCUAAUGACUAUUAUAGAAGGUUCAGCAUCGGAUCCAAGGAUGACUGGCAAUGGUUCAAGUAAUAGAAAUGAGCAAGAAAGGCUGGCUAGACCUCAUAGUGGAUUCAAACCUCGUCCUAAAUCGUUCACUGGGAUAGUUAUUCCACCUCAAGAUAUCAAACAGGUACAAACUCAUAUUUCAAACAUUCCACGUUUAAAGCAUCUAGAUACUCUUUCAGAUAAUACUAAUCCAAUAUUUCAAUCAAUAAUAGACGACUACUUUGUUAAUAAUAAUUUCAAGCAUCAUCCUAGCUUGCUGAAUGCUCAUCAACUCAAUUAUUUAAGAUCUUGUAUAUCGCAAGUUUAUGGAAGAAAAUCAAUCUUAUUUUGCAUUGAUGUAGAGGCAUAUGAAAUGAACACAAACAUAAUAACAGAAAUCGGUAUCUGUAUAUACGAUCCAAGAGAUCAACUCACCGCCAUGAUGCCUACCAUCAAUCAAAUCCAUAUCAAAAUAAAUGAACACUUUGAUAAAUUCAAUGGUCGUUUUGUUCCUAAUCAUACUGUUAAUUUCAAUGGCGGUACAUCCUUCGUGAUGCCUAUAACACAAGCUGCUACCCUUACGCAGAGUCUUAUCAAUUAUUACUUCUUCGAAACAAGGAAUAACGAUAUAAGGACAUGUUUAAUUGGUCACGAUGUUAAAGGAGAUAUCAAAUGGUUAAAUACUUUGGGCGUCAAGUUCCCUGAAAAUGUACCAAUUAUCGACUCUCACAAGUUGUUUGCAUUAACACAAGGUAAAAAUGGUAAUAGUUUAAAGAAUGCCCUUACUCGAGUUCAAGUGCCAUACGCAUUCCUUCAUAAUGCCGGAAAUGAUGCUUAUUAUACAUUACUAUUGGUGAUGCGACUUUGUGAUCCACAAUGUAGACGACUGUUUUCACUUGAUGUGAUGAAACCAUUGGAUAUAAACAAAGAAGGAAUCGUUCCACUCAUGCAUGAUGUUUCUUUAAAAUCAAAGAAAUCAAAAGCCAAAAAGCAUAAUGUUGCCGAUUUAAUAAUGGUAGAGUCAGCCGAGGAAGCGGCAACUUUAAUGUUUGCUACUUCUUAGAUUUAAUACAUACUAUUUACACCUAUUAAAAGAGUUCUUUCAAAUUGUUGUAGCAAAUUAUUUAAUCUAAGUAAUAAACCAGCACAUAGACUUUUAAGUUUUGAAUCUAUUAAAGUCUCCCAAAUUUGUGAAAGCCAACUUUGAUACUGUAAGAUACUAUUAUGAAAUUCUUGAAUAAUAUAAUCUUCUUCAACUAUAUCACAAAUUAAAAAAAUACCCGUUACAAUACUUUCAAUCACUUGGAUUUCAUCCAGCUUAACCUUAUGAAUCAAAGGAGUUGUUAAUUGAAUGAACUCCUUAACCAUAUCUCUUAAAUCGUUAGACGACGGAUAAGC
This is a messenger RNA of Scheffersomyces coipomensis, 1897 nucleotides long. RefSeq lists its product as uncharacterized. NCBI's taxonomy places the organism in Eukaryota, Fungi, Ascomycota, Pichiomycetes, Serinales, Debaryomycetaceae. Bases 486 to 1562 code for a protein of 358 amino acids. Gene Ontology annotation, molecular function: nucleic acid binding. The transcript has a single exon. Gene Ontology annotation, cellular component: nucleus. The record is from RefSeq and is a predicted model, not a curated record.